Bufo gargarizans (Asiatic toad) is the source of this 2278-nucleotide messenger RNA. It is a transcript of the gene UBE3D, whose product is annotated as ubiquitin protein ligase E3D. Gene Ontology annotation, cellular component: nucleus; ubiquitin ligase complex; cytosol. The record is from RefSeq and is a predicted model, not a curated record. The transcript is spliced from 10 exons. NCBI's taxonomy places the organism in Eukaryota, Metazoa, Chordata, Amphibia, Anura, Bufonidae. Gene Ontology annotation, biological process: protein polyubiquitination; proteasome-mediated ubiquitin-dependent protein catabolic process; protein monoubiquitination. Bases 256 to 1407 code for a protein of 383 amino acids. Gene Ontology annotation, molecular function: cyclin binding; ubiquitin protein ligase activity; ubiquitin conjugating enzyme binding.
UGCCAUGUUUGAGGCUGGUGCAGUGCCAGUACAUGGGUGUUAGUGGCGCUGCCUCUGGUCAUUCUUACCGGGGUGUACUUUAUUAUGAUGUGGCCGGUGUAACAGGUGACAGCACCCGCCUGCCCCACAGUAACAGCAUGUGCAGCACUGGAGACCUGUGAGCUGUAGAUAGGCGGCGCUGUAGAGCAGAGUGGUCACCGGUACAGCGACUACUGCACGUAGGUAGCGCAAUAUAGAAAGCGGCAUUGUGUGAACAUGGGCUGUAACCUGCGGCUGGAGAUCAGGAGGAGCAUGCAGAGCGCCAUUCUUAUUUUGAGUGGCCUGGAAGGCAAAAGAUUUCCAAUUGACAUUUCGGUGAACCAGUCGUCCUUACAAAUCCAGUCUCCUGAUAACAGUGAGGAGUACCUUUUACCCAAGGAGGUCAAGCUGGUUCCCUCCACAUGCAGAUACGUAGAGCACGUCUCUGGGGAAGGACUGCAUAUGCGGCUAAAGGCCCAGGCUGUGGGCUCUGCAGAAUUUACCCCAACUGUUAAAGAACUCCUGAAAACGGAAGAGAAAGUCACAUUUUACUGCCAGUCCUGUGGAGCUGUGCUUCUCCAGCAACAGAAAUUUCUCCGAGUACUUCCUCUGCCCAGUGAAAACUGGAGUUCUCUGGUUGAAGAAUGGUGCUGCCACCCUGACCCGUUUGCCAAUCGAAGCUGCCUGCCCAAGGUUAACGACUGCUUUCUGGGAGACACGUUCCUUUUGGUGAAUAAGGCAAAUAUUUCAGACCCCUCUAGAGAGACUAAUGAGAUGUCAUCUGUUCCUCAUCCCGUUGAUGCAAACAUCUCAAAAUCAAAGGAAAAUACCAAAGUCGUUUGCAAGCGGUGCAAAGCAAUACUGGGAGAGAUGGUGUCAUCAGAUGCUGUCAAGUAUUACAUUACUGAAGUGGUGAUUCAGCCAUUUUCUCAACCAUACAACAUGAUUUCAAGGAAGCAGUUUGUGGAAAGCGUAAUUGUCCGACUUCUCGUGGAGUUAUCGGCCUCCAGAAGCACCUUCAGGUUCUGCAUUCAAGGACAAGAUGGCAAGCUGUUCCUACUGCUUUGGCUGUUGAACGUUGACACGGUGUUAGUGGAACUAAUAAAAUCUGGACGUGUCGAUUCCUGCUUUUUCUCUGGAAGUCCAUCUCCUGAUUCAAAAAACACUCCAGAAGUUCAGAAUGUUGCAAGGGUCCUAUACAUGCCAUGUGUUGACAACACCAACACAGAGCUUGUCGAUAAAUGGAUGAAUGAAACUGGAGCCCAUUCUCUUACAUUCCCACUCAGUACUUGCCUGGAACUCAUCUUGCUGCUCUCCCUCAACAAUACAGCUUUGCCUCAUUCUUUGCGUUUCAUGAACAACUGGAAGGUAGCCUACUUGAAGAUAUGAGGACCUAAUCUCUAAGCCCUUGUGUUUCUUAUAAUUGGAUACUGCUCUUCUCCAGUAAACAACAAAUGCGAAUGAAUAUACAUGACCAAGAAGACAAAUGUCAGUUGUCACAUAAUGUGAGAUACAGAUGAAGGUCGGCUAUCCCCGUUAUAAGCAUAGGGUAGAGAAGUCUGUAUUUUGGCUAGAAUUCAGUGGAGAAUUUGGACAACCUUUAAAAAGAAAUGCCAUUCCCCUGGGAUCCCAUUAUCCAAAUCCCAACAUGUACCAGGUCCUACUAGGCUUACAUCCAGCAGUGUUGUAUCUCUUUAAGAUGAUUUUUUUUUAUGUAGUGGAAAAUAACUGUUUUAAUCAAAUCUUGGAAUAAUUUAUAUUUGUAGUUUUCGUCCCUCUUUACUUGUCAUAUUUGCCUAUCAAUGAUUAAUCUAUAUGACACACAAACAAGGCUCCUCGAAAGAAAGACUGAUUGCAUAAUACCUAUUAUUGAAUGUGACAAUUACUCAAAUAUAUAUUCUUCAAUUGUACAAGAUAAAGGUGGCUCUUCUAAUGUAGAACAGGUAUUUUGCUAAUUUUAACACAUUCAAUAUAAGCCUGAUUCCUGUUAAAGGGGUAGUCCUGUUUCAGAAGAAAACUGAACAGCACCUGUGAUCCACCUGCAGUAAAGAAUAGAUGAUUACUUACCCUCUGCUCCAGUUCUCCCAGCAGUUCUUCAACAACAUGUGACCACCUCUGCCGAGGUUCAGCCAUCACUGAACUGACCAGGCAGGAGUCAGUAUUCCAGUCUAUAAGUGGUCAGGAAUUAACAUAUUUCUCACAGAAUGGCCACCUAUAAAACAUACCCUUUAUUAUAUUGCUAUUAAAAUGAAAGUCUCCU